AUGCUAGGGCGUGAGACUAAAGUAGUUAUCCGUUACUUUGCAAGGCGCAGUAUUGCUCAGGCGCCGGGCAAUAGUCCACGGGCUGCCGAGAACGAACAGUGGCUGCAUAGUUUGGCGGAACAUGCGCCGAGCGAGAGAAAUAGAGAAGGCUUCGUCUCGGACGGUAUCCGCGAGCAACGGGUAGAGGUGCAGACAGGCCCUGGAGGGUUGAAGUACCACGUGGAACCGGGACAGAACGACAGCGGCUACCUGAAUGUGCGAUCGCCGCUGGAAAACUUCGUUUCGUCGAAUUACCUCGGCGAUGGUGGGCGGCGAGUUGCGUUGAGCAACUUCGUGGACGUACGCAUAGUCCGCUGUAAGAGUGGCAGCGGGGGCAACGGCGCGGUAUCUUUCUUUCGUGACGCUGGCCGGGCAAUCGGCCCCCCAGACGGCGGCGACGGCGGCGACGGCGGCGGUGUAUAUGUGCAGGCGGUGCCUGGACUGACAACGCUGGCAAAGCUGAAGUCCACCUAUGAGGCCCAUGAUGGAAAGAAUGGCGGUGGCGUGCAGCUGGACGGUGCCCGCGGUCGCGACGUGCUGAUUCAGGUGCCUGUGGGUACCGUGGUGAAAUGGUGCAUGGAUCCGAAGGUCAUCCGCGAGUACCUCGCUGAAAAGCAGGUCAAGGGCGACACCGAUAUUCGCAGCACACUACAGUCUGCCACCAUAAAAUUGCCUUGUAUAGGGAGGUAUGCGUACGACCGCCAGCCUCGUUUCAUUCAGCUGUUUCGGAAGUCGUACGAACCCGGUGAGGGGUGGAUCUUCAAAGAAAAGGGCGAGGAGUACCACCAGGAAAAGGAUUGGUGGCAGGCGUUGAACAAGAAGGUCCGCCACCAUGACGCUGAGCUGACAGAAAUGGAGUUGGACCAGGACACCUUUCCUCUCUUUGGUUUAGAUUUGGACAAACCAAUGUCCACACCUCUUUGCCUGCUGCGCGGCGGCAAAGGCGGUUUAGGGAACAUGCAUUUCCUGACGAAGCUAAUUCGUAACCCGCGUUUUGCGAAAAGAGGCCGUAAUGGUCUGGAACAGUUUUUCAUGUUUGAACUGAAGACGGUGGGCGACCUGGGACUAGUCGGUCUGCCCAACGCAGGCAAGUCUACUAUCUUGAAUCGCAUCUCGGCAGCGAGGCCGAGAGUAGGGCAUUGGGAGUUCACCACUCUUGCACCUACUGUUGGAACUGUCUCCCUGGGGAUAGACAAGCCCACCUUUACCGUGGUUGACAUACCUGGCAUUAUAAAGGGCGCUGCGCAGGACAAAGGAAUGGGAUUGGAGUUUAUCAGGCACAUCGAAAGGUCAAAGGGCUGGGUAUUCGUCAUCAGCUUGGAAAAGAAUCAGCCAAUUGCAGACCUCCAUACCUUAAUUGGAGAGCUCGGUGGCUUAGAGAAGGUCAGCUCGAAAAAGGUAUUGGUGGUCUGCAAUAAGGCUGACAUAGACUACGACAAGCCGGAAUCUCAGCUAAAGUACGAGCGAGUCAAGCAGUUCUGUGACGAAAACUUGUGGGAUUGUAUACCAAUAUCCGCACUAAAAGCUGAAAAUAUCGAAUUACUACUAGAUCGUAUGGCGAUGUGUGCUGGCAAAUCUUGA
Messenger RNA from Eremothecium gossypii ATCC 10895, 1620 nucleotides. It is a transcript of the gene MTG2, whose product is annotated as putative GTPase MTG2. The coding region runs from base 1 to 1620 and encodes 539 amino acids. The transcript has a single exon. The record is from RefSeq and is marked provisional. Gene Ontology annotation, molecular function: GTPase activity; GTP binding. NCBI's taxonomy places the organism in Eukaryota, Fungi, Ascomycota, Saccharomycetes, Saccharomycetales, Saccharomycetaceae. Gene Ontology annotation, cellular component: mitochondrion.